Vicia villosa (hairy vetch) is the source of this 1384-nucleotide messenger RNA. RefSeq lists its product as uncharacterized. Lineage: Eukaryota; Viridiplantae; Streptophyta; Magnoliopsida; Fabales; Fabaceae. The record is from RefSeq and is a predicted model, not a curated record. Bases 280 to 963 code for a protein of 227 amino acids. The transcript is spliced from 4 exons.
GUCAGUAUCCUAUCCUCUUCUUAAAUAAUUGAAAACAUGAAAAAAAAAAUACACAGAACCCUUUUUUAUUUUAUCCUCUCUUAAUUAUUCGUCACUCAAUUUUAAUUUCUCGCCGAGUUUUUCGUCCAGGUGGCGACUGACACCGCUCUUGCUACUCAUCCUCACCGUUGAUCCACGCGCCGUCACCACGCUUCUGAUUUUCCGGCUGUAGCUUUUGUUCUUCUAAGAGGAGGAAGUCAUAUAUAUAAAUCAUUUAUGGCGUGCCGAUGAGCAGAACUGAUGUUAUUUGCAGUAGAAGGUGGAGGAUUCUUCUCUGCUUCGGCUUCAGGGUAUAGCAAGGGCCUGAGCCUACUCCUUUUGGGACAGAGGAAUGAGGAUAAACCCAUGAGAGUUGCACCCUGGAACCAGUACCAGUUGGUAGACCAAGGAUCUGACCCUGAACUCCAGCUGGCUUCCACAAAGAAUCGCCUUUCCCGCGGGUGUGCCUCCUUUGUUUGCUUUGGUCGCACUUCCGCAGGGCUUGAUAAUCCGUCACCACUUAAAGUGGGCCCUGCCCAACAGCAUGAUGUUUCGCCGGGGCUACCGGUUUCUAAUGAUGAAAAGGAUCCCUCUGCUCAUGUAGAUGAUACUAAUGAUGGUAUAAAGGUCACACUUAAAAGUAGCAUUAAAAGGCCACAAAGUAAUAAAUCAGUUUCUGUUGAGGAUACUAAUGAACAAGAAGCAUCAGGUGGACAUGGAGCAUGUACUACUCCUUGUGAUCAAACAGAAAGAAGAAGAGUGCAGUGGACAGAUGCUUGUGGUAGCGAGCUUGUUGAAAUACGAGAAUUUGAGCCCAGGAGUGGCGCUUCUGUUGCCAUGUGCUUUCCUGAAGUUUUUGGUGUCUGUGAUUGGAGUGAAGUGGAUGGAUCAGAUGAUGAAUAUGAUCAUGGAAAUGACAGAACUUGUUCCUGUACGAUAAUGUAAAUUGAAGUUUCAUUAAGAUUAUUGGGUCAUUCGUAGGGAUGUUCACUGCUGCUAACACAAUCUAUCACUCAGUUAAAGGCAAAAGGAGUGAAGAAUUUUUGGUCCUUUGAAGAUAUAUACACACCAACAACAUCUUGCUUGAGUGAUUGUUUGUUUGUGUCUCUUCUACCAUUACUUGCCGCGGCUUCAAGUUUUGUUCCUAAUACCUCUCAUCAAUUUGUUGUAUAAUUCUUGUGUGAAUUCUUUGCUUUGAUUCAUCAUUUUUAUGCUACUUCAUGUUCUUAUUUAUAAGGAUCAACAAUUUUUUAGUUCUAUGCUCUGUCUUAUGGAAAGAUCAUACAAAUAUAAGCUUUUGUAAAGUAUCAGUUUGACUGUUGUUGACAAACUUGUGAUAAGGAUUUUUUUUUGAGCCAUUGCUUUA